CCUGUCUGGUGAAAAGAUGCGGCCUGCUCACUCCUCAGGUUAAGGAGGAGACCUGAGCUCAGUGCGGAGCCCACCAGGGGUUGGUAGAGGAUGGCAAUGCCCAGGACUGUUAGGAAAACGAACGGUGAUAUCCCAAGGGGCCAAAGAGAUCCUCAAGGGGUUCUACGAGAAGGGAAUGAACCAUGUUGGCUCACCCCUGAUCAGUGAGGCCUCAACCAAAUUGCUGUUAAGCAAAAAUAUCAUAGAGAAUUGGAUCGGAAACUACAGGAGGACCCUCCAUUCCACCCAGUCAUCAAAUCCACCAAAGCCAAAACUGCUGGUUAGAGAGUUGUCUGGAUACAACCUCUUCUGCAGAAAUGUUAUGAAAAAGACCAGGGGUGAAAUUAAAGACCUGAGUGCCUGGUCCCGCUUGCCUGUGGAAGAGAAGGCAUGCUAUAAUGAAGAGGCAGCUGCUCUAAAGGCUGAAAGAAGUGCAGAAGCCCUCAGUCCUGAGAUGAGGGAACUAAAGAUCUCCAGGCAUUUAAAUCAAAUCAAGAAAGAGGUGACCAUGUUGGAGACGCUAGGGGUGGAAGUCGUCACACUGGCGUUCAACCGCUUCAGUAUGGACCCAAACAUAAAAGUGCAGCAUAUUGGUAGCAGGAAGGCGGAACCCUUUCUUAAUGAUGCCUCUAUCAGAGCGUUUGGGAUUUUCUUAGCUGACACGUCAUCUGCAGCCACUGCAGCAUCAUCUAGAGAAGAUGAAAAAAAAGACUUGAUGAAGAAGGUGCAAGAACUCUUCAACAAGAAAUAUAACGAGGCAGGUGGGACUGGGAAACUUCCCUACAAGAAGGCGAUCGUGCAGGCUACUGGUCUUCCCCAAGGAAUGACAUUGCGAAAGCCCAACUUUUAUGGGAAAGACCAGCUCAAGGCAAUCCUGGAAAAUGCACACCAGAUUUCGCUUCAAAUAAGAAAAGAGUUGGAUCCAGAAGGCCUGUCACCCUCUCCAGGUCGUCCUCAGACAAGCCUUCCAGUCAUCCCGUUUCUCCAUACAUCCGGCCAGCUCGCUGGUGCUUUGUCCUCCCAAUCCCUUACACAAGGUCCAGAAAGCCAGUCACCCCAAUCCCUUACACAAGUGAAGAAAAAGAAAAAAGGAGGAAGUAGGAAACGGAAGGCUGUAGUGGAGCUAUCUCAAGUUGAAGAUGACGCCAUUGUGAACGACCCUACCAAAAUAUUUAUGGCCAUGAUGGAAGAUGGUUCAGGCCCCAGCAGCCGACAGCCCCCAGAUGAUGAGAACAAUAAUUCUGACGAUGGUACAGAGGACAGGAGUCAACAGCACGCUGACACCAAGGAGGCUGUUGGAGAUAACCUGUGCAACAUCUGUGGAUGUGAUUGGGAGGAUGCUGACAAGAACCUGUACAAGAAGUGGCGUGCCUGGUCCCAAUGCACUUUCUGCAACGGGUGGUAUCACACUGCAUGUAGCUUUAAGAAUCAAAAGUGUGUUCAUUGCAGGGAAGGGUGACCAGAUCCAAACUGUUAAUUUGAGGGACAAACGGGCAAAGAAAAAAAGAAGAAAAAAAGAAAAAAUAGCCAAUCUACAAGCUCAAAAAGACGUGUUUUAGCUUGUAGAUCGGCUAUUUUUAUAUGACAGUACAUGCAAUGUGGCCCCUCUGGAGUGAGAGUUGAAAUAUAGUGGCCCUCUCCAUCUUCAAAGUUGCCCACCCCUGCUUUAGCCACGGAAAUAUUUCUCAUGUUAUUUUAACAGACUUAAAAACACAUCAGCAGGAAAAAGACAUUGAGUUACAACUUAAAGCCAACUAUUAAGGGACUAUUUGAACACUAAUGGCUGCCAGUCAAAAUGUGGGACAGGGUCUCAAUAUGUUGGACGCUUGAAAAGUCUUGGAAAUGAGGGAGCUCCACACAA
This is a messenger RNA of Cololabis saira (Pacific saury), 1900 nucleotides long. RefSeq lists its product as uncharacterized. The record is from RefSeq and is a predicted model, not a curated record. Bases 176 to 1498 code for a protein of 440 amino acids. Lineage: Eukaryota; Metazoa; Chordata; Actinopteri; Beloniformes; Belonidae. The transcript is spliced from 13 exons.